AUGAGCUCCGAACUGCCGUACCGCCCAUCAAAUAUGAAUGAGGAGGAGUCACGCCGUAAUGGCGACGAGGAUGAAGAGGAAGAAGUUGAUGAGACGGGAUAUAAGACUGUCAAAGAUGCGCUCCUCUUCGCCAUAGAGAUCAGCGACUCUAUGCUUACCGCCCCUCCGCCAUCCAGCUCAAAAAAUGCUGAUACACUGUCCCCUGCCUUCGCGGCACUCAAAUGCGCCUACCAUCUCAUGCAACAGCGCAUCAUAUCAGAUCCCAAGGCUAUGAUGGGCAUCCUUCUGUAUGGCACCGAAGCUUCCAAAUUCUACGGGGAAGACGAAACUACACGAGGAGGUCUUUCUUACCCACACUGCUACUUGUUGACAGAUCUGGACGUACCCGAGGCUGAGGAUGUUAAGACUCUCAAGAGGCUGGUUGAGGACGAGUCAGCCGGAUCAGACAUCCUCAAACCGUCGAAAGAGCCAGUCUCCAUGGCAAACGUCCUCUUUUGCGCCAACCAAAUCUUUACCACAAGGGCAGCUAAUUUUUCCUCCCGCCGGCUCUUCAUUGUCACUAACAACGACAAUCCGCACUCCACAGACAAAGCGCUGAGAUCCUCGGCUGCGGUUCGUGCCAAAGAUUUGUAUGAUCUGGGGGUGGUCAUUGAGCUUCUCGCGAUCUCAUCAGCAUCGUACACUUUCGAUACAUCAGUUUUCUACGACGACAUUAUAUAUCGUUCGUCUCCUGUUGACCCUGAUGCUCCAGCUUACAACCCUUCGGCUCUUUCUGCGCCGGAUCAGGAAUUGAAGACCGGCAAUGUUGACGGCAUUACCUUGCUGAAUUCGCUCCUUUCCUCGAUUUCCAGCAAGUCCACUCCACGAAGGACCUUGUUCACCUCUAUUCCUCUAGAGCUCGCUCCGGGCUUUCGAAUAUCCGUGAAAGGCUAUCUUUUGUACAAGCGGCAAGAGCCAGCACGAAGCUGUUACGUGUACCUUGGUACUGAUCGACCACAAAUUGCACGUGGGAGCACGACGCAGAUGGCAGAUGACACAGCUCGAACCGUGGAGAAGUUUGAGAUCCGUAAGGCGUAUACAUUCGGAGGAGAACAGAUAUCAUUUUCACCUGACGAAAUCAAAGCUUUACGCAACUUUGGCGAACCUGUUAUCCGCAUUAUAGGCUUCAAGCCAGUAGAAAUGCUUCCAUCGUGGGCAAAUAUCAAACAGUCCACCUUCCUGUACCCAUCAGACGAUGAUUACGUUGGCAGCACGCGAGUUUUUAGUGCACUCUACAGCAAGCUCCUCAAGUCAAAAUUGAUGGGUCUGGUCUGGUUUAUUGCACGCCGCAACGCAGCUCCUGUGAUCGCUGCUCUCAUACCAACCUUACCAUCAGACGAGAAUCUUUCUGGCCCACAGAGCGGUGUGAGUCCAACAGGAUGUCCGCAGGGACUUCAUCUAGUUCCUCUGCCCUUUGCGGACGACAUCCGCCAGAACCCGCCCAUGGCACACGAAACACCACUUCGUGCACCAGACAGUUUGAUCGAUGCAAUGCGACCAGUUAUUGGCCAAUUGACCCUGCCCAAAGGCAUAUACGAUCCAGAGCGGUACCCAAACCCGGCUUUGCAAUGGCACUAUCGCAUUCUUCAGGCGCUCGCUUUAGACGAAGAUUUACCAGAGAAGCCUGAGGACAAAACGAUCCCAAAAUACCGGCAGAUUGAUAAACGUGUGGGCAAUGAAGUGACGGAUUGGGGCAAAGAACUUGAAAGGGCGUAUAAGGAGCACACGAUCAGCAAUCCUGAUGACAAAACCAUGCCAACGAAAAGAGAGAGACCUGCAGCGAAUGGAGAUGCAGCUGCUAGCAAGAGACCAAAGACAGAACCAGGAGCUAUGCCAGAGGAUGCCGAGGUCAGGAAGCUCUGGGAGAAAGGCCAGGUUUCGAAGAUGACAGUGCCCCAUCUGAAGGACUGGCUGGGAGCGAAGAAGCUGCCACUUACAGGCAAGAAAGCAGAUCUUGUGGAGAGGGUGGAGGAGUGGUUCGAAUCGAGGUAG
This is a messenger RNA of Endocarpon pusillum Z07020, 2031 nucleotides long. RefSeq names its product ATP-dependent DNA helicase II subunit 1. Lineage: Eukaryota; Fungi; Ascomycota; Eurotiomycetes; Verrucariales; Verrucariaceae. Gene Ontology annotation, cellular component: nucleus; Ku70:Ku80 complex. The record is from RefSeq and is a predicted model, not a curated record. Gene Ontology annotation, biological process: double-strand break repair via nonhomologous end joining; telomere maintenance; cellular response to X-ray. Gene Ontology annotation, molecular function: double-stranded DNA binding; DNA helicase activity; damaged DNA binding. The transcript has 2 exons. Bases 1 to 2031 code for a protein of 676 amino acids.